Messenger RNA from Durusdinium trenchii, 1455 nucleotides. The record is from the annotation of a GenBank genome assembly. Lineage: Eukaryota; Dinophyceae; Suessiales; Symbiodiniaceae.
AUGGUUUCGCCCUUUCGCCAACUGAGACAGCGAGUUGCGAGUGUCCGACACAGCGGCCUCGUGCUUCAAUGGAAGAGAAAGUUUGGUUGGAUCCAACCGGAUCAGAUGCUGGACCACCCAGAAGCAUUCAAGAAUAAUUGGAGGAUUUACGUGAAUGCACUGGAUGUGAAGGGUGGCAUCCUGCACAGCGGAGCCAGAGUGUCCUUUUUUGUUUACAGUGAUGGCAAAGGUCUUGGAGCUGAAGAUGUCCAGCUGGAGGGCAAGAGGACCUGGACUGGUAAAGGUGUGGCUGCCUCCAUGGGCAUGCGCCAAUUCCCUACGAAGCUUCACAUCCAAAAGAGCAUCAACAAAGAUGGCUGUGUCCGUUUCUCGUCACUCAGAGGUGGCAAAAAGGGUGGCAAGGCGAAGGGCAAGGGGAACACAUCUCGGCCCACGGAUCCCGUUUGGACACAGCGACAAGGUCCUGAUCGAGAGAAGCACACCGAAAUAGGGGAAGCGUGUGUUCUUUCCUGGGCCUUGUCAGAGAUGAGAGGUUGGAGGCCUGCAAUGGAGGAUGCGACCUGUGUGUGUACGCAGCUCGCGGACCAACUUACAAAUUUUGCCUUGUUUGCUGUUUUUGAUGGUCAUGGGGGUUCAGUGGUCUCCCGAUACGCAGCCCGAGAACUGCCGAGCGCAGUCCAAGCAUCAGCAAUGGAAGAUUGUUUAGAUGAACAAGACCGCAUCGACGUUCCAAGAUUGCUCGGCAACGCACUUGCCAGCUUGGAUGAGGCGUUGCGACAUGAUGGGGAGGGUGAACCUGGCUUUUUGCAUCUUGCAGGCGGCGGGAAGCCUAUUGAGGGCUCAGUGAGGAAUGCCUUUGGACUCAUGGGCAGCACCGCUGUGAUGGCAAUGGUAGAAUGUGAUGGUCCACCUGAAACUUCUCACCCACUGCGGGUGACGGUUGCAAAUCUCGGGGAUUCUCGCGCUGUAGCUUGCAGAGCUGGUGAGGCAGUUGCUUUGUCUGAAGACCACAAACCAGAUUUGCCGGCAGAGCGUGCACGAAUUGAGAACGCUGGUGGCUCAGUUGGCGCAGUUGGCCCUUGCCACCGUAUCGACGGAUGGGGAUUGAAUCUAUCACGAGCACUUGGAGACUUUCAUUACAAAGCUCGUGAUGACCUUUUGGCGCACGAGCAGAAAGUCUCCAUAGAGCCUGAUGUGACAAUUCUCGAGGUCACUCCUGAGGACGAAUUUCUCUUCCUUGGCUGCGACGGAAUCUUUGAGCUAAAUUCCCCUCAGGCUGUGGUGGACCAGAUCCGUGCUGGGAUCGGCCAGGGCAGGAUGCUGAACGACAUUGUUGAAGACAUUUGUGAAUCCAGCUGCAGCGUUGAUUUGGCACAGACAGGUGGAGCGGGAGGCGACAAUGUCACUGCAAUGGUGAUCCUAUUGCAGCAACGAGCCACUGGUGAAAGUCACUGA